GGUGGCAACUCAUUGAGUGUGCAAGCCACCAUUCACGACGGCAGGAACCUCGUGAGCUGUGGAGAUCGGCAUGAUAAAUCCACAGGAAGGCGACGAAGAAGGCAGCGGGGGCGAAGAUUUCAUUCCGAUUGACAAUGAGCAGGACGAGGUUACGUCGUGCCAGGUGACCUCACGCCACAAGAAGUACCGCGAGGCAAAAAAAGCCAUGAUCGCCGCGCUCAAACAGAAGCAUGCCGACCUGGAAUCGACUCUCAAAAGCCUUCGUGUGGAUAGAGUAGGCAUGUAUCGGACGAGGGUUCUAACGUGGAAAUGCAUCGCGAAGGCCCUCAAGGACAGUUGCGAUGCUGAACAUCGACAGAACCGAGAACUGCGCGCCACGAUUCACAUGUACCAGCGCUUGUUGCGGGAAAUGACAUCUUGGGUCAGCGUGCCGCGAGGUAUUCAUUCCGCUGGUCCAACUUGGCGCGACACCACAAUUUCAUCCGAUCCCAUUUCCAGGCGCAUGGGAAAGGAAUGGAUUGUCCAGCGCAUGUUUCACAACACCGACAUGAUGUUCCAGCAGCAUGGGUUUCCCCCGUGGGAUUCCACCGACACAGACAUGUGGAGGGACAUGGAGAUCUCUGUCUGGGACUCGGGCAGUCUGUGCACGACGCGGAGGCAUUUUGUUGCGGAUCAGUCCUUCGAGAGCACCGUAGCGUUUGUGCGGGAGGAGUGCCUCUCGACGCUUCUCAUCCAAGCUCCAAAAGCAAACAUCACGCGAGAAGCCGACGCGAAUACGCAGCUCUAUACCGUUGUGUCGGACUGCGGCGAGUUGGUUCAUAUUCUGUGUGGGGAGUUCCGGCAAGGCCCGGACCGGUGCGUUUUCGUGCUGCGUCAAAUCACACACGAUGACAGUCGGCAACACCUAAACGACUCCAAGUACCGCCAGCGCAGUCGAAUGCUGUGGUACGACUACGUCCGCGUACCAAACGGCCGAACGAGGAAGCGAGUGCUGGGGCUUGUCACUAGCUGUCAUGUCACCCACGAGUUCGACUUGAAUGUGGAAGCUGCCAUGUUUGGACUUGACCUGACCGACUGCCCCGAUUGCCUCAAGGAAAGCCGCUUUCGCAACCACGUCAUUGCGCGAUGGGAUCGCUUCAUGUCGUCGAUUGAAGCUUCGCUGAAAAACCCGCUGUGACCCAUUAUCUCGUGUAUUUAGUUUUGAGGAAUCCAGCAAGGCAAGCAUCGCUCGAGGCUUGCAUGGCCACGACAUGCCAUCAAAAAAUACCAUUCGACCUUUCACGGCAAAUGGGACGUCC
This is a messenger RNA of Aphanomyces invadans, 1298 nucleotides long. RefSeq lists its product as hypothetical. The coding region runs from base 71 to 1177 and encodes 368 amino acids. The record is from RefSeq and is a predicted model, not a curated record. The transcript is spliced from 4 exons. Lineage: Eukaryota; Oomycota; Saprolegniomycetes; Saprolegniales; Verrucalvaceae.